AUGAAGUUGAAUGAAAAAGAGGCGAUUCUCACACCUCGCCUGCUGCUUGUCCCGUACUGCUCUCACCACGUGGUGACGUACCAUGAAUGGAUGCAAGAUGAAGAACUCCAAAAGCUCACUGCAUCUGAACCUCUGACGCUGUGUGAAGAAUACUCGAUGCAAGAGUCUUGGCGACAGGACGCCGAUAAACUCACAUUUAUCAUCUGCACGGCUCCCAACGCAGCACCAAUAGCAAAGGCACCGGAAAGAAAAUUUACACCGGAAAAAGACGAUGCACCUGAGCGCAUGAUCGGAGAUGUUAACCUCUUCUUGUAUCCCUCCGACGAUGAAGAUGGAGACGACGCAGAGGACGCCACAGCAGUAAGCGCACAUGCAGAAGACGACGCAAAACAGCACGCUACGCGCGUUGUAGGUGAAGUCGAAAUCAUGAUUGCGCGACCAGACGCCCGUGGCAAGGGCCUGGCGCAAGAGGCGCUCCAGGCGUUUCUCUGGUACAUCGACUCCUCGCUGCCGGCGAUCCUGAACGAGUACACGCAGGGCAGAAGCACAAACGCUUGUUUGAGCUACCUCCGAGUCAAGAUUGACAAGGACAACACGCGCAGUCUGGCAUUAUUCCAGAAACUGGGCUUCGCGGAUAUCAGCGGCCCCAACUAUUUUGGCGAGAUGGAGCUGCGGUCUAGGAGGAGUACGAGUGAGCAGCAGAAUGUGGUUGCGGAAAAACUUCCGUAUGGGCUGUUGUAAGGUACAGGG
This is a messenger RNA of Exserohilum turcica Et28A, 750 nucleotides long. RefSeq lists its product as uncharacterized. Bases 1 to 741 code for a protein of 246 amino acids. The record is from RefSeq and is a predicted model, not a curated record. The transcript has 4 exons. Gene Ontology annotation, molecular function: N-acetyltransferase activity. Lineage: Eukaryota; Fungi; Ascomycota; Dothideomycetes; Pleosporales; Pleosporaceae. Gene Ontology annotation, biological process: protein acetylation.